Messenger RNA from Rotaria socialis, 750 nucleotides. The record is from the annotation of a GenBank genome assembly. NCBI's taxonomy places the organism in Eukaryota, Metazoa, Rotifera, Eurotatoria, Philodinida, Philodinidae.
AUGGGUGUGAGUGACUGUCCAUACUUCUGCGAACUUGUAGAACAAAGAAGAAAUAGUGAACAAAUUCAAAAUACUUCUUUUGAUAAACUCAAAGUUUGGACAGGAUCAAAAAUAAACGAUUUAUUUGAUGCAUGGAAUAUGGCCGAUAUAAUUAUAAUUGAAGUCUUGUACAAUACGAGCUUAUCCUGGGCUGAUCUCUUCGUACUUUCUCAACUACAACAUAUUGCUGAUUUGUCAUUUUAUUAUCUUUUCAAUACAAUUGAAACUGGUCGAGUUAUUACAGGUUGUCUUCUUAUUCUAUUGAAGAGUUAUUCGUAUAGAAUUUUUUCAACUAAUCACCAUUCAGGUCCAAUCGUUAAUGAUAUUAUGGAAAAUAUACAAAAAUUGAUGAAGAAUGAUUCCAUGGGGCGAAAGGCAAAAAUUUACUCUGGACACGAUGCAACAAUAGUUGCAUUAUUAUCACUUUUUCAAGCAAACUACAUUCAUCAACCUCCAUAUUGUAGUACAAUUUUCAUGGAUUUGUAUCAUAUAUCAGACAAUAAUACUUAUACUCUAAAAUUGGAAUACUUGAACUCCACAAACGGUGGUACAACUCAGCCAAUUCAAUUACCACCAUGUGACAAUCUAAUGUGCUCAAUAGAUAUACUGAAUAGAUGGCUUAAAAAUCGACUUCCUAGUAACGAUAUGAAAAUGGAAUGUAUAUCUCGACGAUUGAAUCAAGCCUUCGAUCAAUUAAAAUAUUACAUUUGA